Molecule: messenger RNA, 5240 nt
Organism: Diorhabda carinulata
Lineage: Eukaryota; Metazoa; Arthropoda; Insecta; Coleoptera; Chrysomelidae
Gene: garz
Product: Golgi-specific brefeldin A-resistance guanine nucleotide exchange factor 1
Exons: 9
Coding region: 171-5060 (1629 amino acids)
Biological process (GO): regulation of ARF protein signal transduction
Molecular function (GO): guanyl-nucleotide exchange factor activity
Source: RefSeq, a predicted model, not a curated record
GUUGUUUCUGACGUGUACUGUCAUGUCAUAUGCAUGAAAAUAAAAGUAACUUUUAAAUGUCAAAUACUACCUGAUGUGAUACGUCAAAACUAAAAUUAAUGGUUCUCCUAGAGCUGGUGUUGGAGACGUGUAUUAUUUUGAAAUGUUAACACAUUUUCGAGAGGUUAACAAUGGCACUCCCUGGAAAUGGAAUUUUUGUUGUCAAAGGAGAAAUUUCGAAUUUAAUGGCGCAAAUGAAAAGAGGCGCAAGAUGGUCUUCGCAUUCUUAUCAAGACGAUGAUGUCGAUUCUUUGCUAAGAAACUUUCAAGAAUUGAGAGACAUUUUAGACAAUGUAGAGGAUUUGCGAUUUGUGGAACCAAAUACGUUUUUAGCCCCAUUUCUAAAUGUUAUUCGAUCUGAAGAAACUACGGGGCCAGUUACCAGUCUUGCCCUCACAGCUGUUAAUAAGUUUCUAUCUUAUGGAUUAUUAGAUCCUGGGCACACCUCUAUUCCCCAGACAAUUCAUAGCAUAGCAGAUGCUGUUACUCAUGCCCGGUUUGUCGGUACAGAUCAAUCAUCAGAUGGAGUAGUCCUAAUGCGGAUUUUACAAGUCCUCAGAACAUUGACUUUAUCGCCAGAGGGCGCGGCCUUAACCAAUGAGAGCCUUUGCGAGAUUAUGCUAUCUUGUUUCCGAAUAUGUUUUGAAACAAGAUUAGUUGAUUUGUUAAGAAAAACAGCCGAGCAUUAUUUAAAAGAUAUGGUACAACUAAUUUUUAUGAGAUUACCUCAAUUUUGUGAGGAUUUGAAGACAUCUUAUAUAAAACAACUUAAGAUGAAACCUGGAGCUUUAGAUCAAACUCGCACUAAGAGAAAAAAACAGUAUUCUUCACACAAGAAAGAUAAGCUUGAAAGUGAUGUUCCUAAGAUUCCUCAAGUAAAUUUAGCUACUGUUGCGCAGAGUACUAUAGUUGAUAUGCAAGGCUCAUUACAAAACUCUGACUCAUCUACUAACAAUAUUUCAAAUGCUAGUCCAAAAGAAGUUUCUCCAUGUGAUGUAGAUAUUACAAUAGACAGUUCUAAUGUUGUUAAUGAAAACCUAAAAAGUCCUGACACAAUAACUCCAAGUACUGAAGAAGUAGCAGAAAUCAAACCAUCCAUAGAAGAAGAAGUUUCUGAAGAACCAACUCAAAUUAACCAUAAUAAUCAAGAUUAUGUCAAUCAAAGAGGCAUUAGAUUCACACCACAACCACAGCCAGAAAUUAACUUAUCGCCAUAUGGAUUGGCAUGUGUAAGAGAACUACUUAGGUUCCUGAUAAGCCUUUGUAAUCCUUUAGACAAGCAAAAUACUGAAAUAAUGAUUCAUUUGGGGCUCACCUUAUUGACAGUAGCAUUUGAGAUAAGUGCUGAUAAUAUAGGGAAAUAUAAUACAUUACUGGCACUUGUAAAGGAUGACUUGUGUAGGAACUUAUUUUCUCUUAUGAAUACAGAAAGAUUGACUAUAUUCGCGCUAGACUUACAAGUGUCUUUUUUAUUAUUUGAAUCACUACGAACUCAUCUCAAAUUUCAGUUAGAACAUUAUUUGAAGAAAUUGAUUGAUAUAAUUUUAAGUGAUUCCCCUAAAGUUACUUAUGAACAUAAAGAGAUAGCUUUGGACAAUAUAUUGCAGUUGUGGAGGAUACCUGGAUUUCACACUGAAUUAUAUAUUAAUUACGACUGUGACAUGUACUGUGCAAAUUUAUAUGAAGAGUUGACCAAAUUGUUAGCAAAAAAUUCUAUGUCAUCUACUUCCGGAGUAUAUCACACUCAUUUGUUAUCAUUAGACGCCCUAUUAAUUAUUGCUGAAGGUAUUGAGAGUAGGUGCAGUGAGGAAAAAAGCAAAACUGAUGUGGAAAAUGAAGAUUUAAUUCAACAAUCUAAUGAUGUCACCUAUUUUAUUGGAAAGUCGUCUAGAAUCAAAAUUUCUGAAUAUGUGCCAAAGAAAGAAGAGCUAGCUGCAAAGAAGAGUAUUAAGAAAUGGUUGCCACAGGGUACUGAAUACUUCAAUCAAAAACCAAAAAAAGGUAUACAGUUUCUUCAAGAACAUGGUGUUUUGAAGCCAGAACUAGAUAUAAACGAAAUUGCUACAUUUUUGAGAGAAAAUCCAGCUUUGAACAAAGCAAUGAUUGGGGAAUAUAUCAGCAAUAGAAGUAACCUUAAAAUAUUACAAGCUUUUGUAGAUACGUUCAAUUUCACAGGUGUUAGGAUUGAUGAAGCAUUGAGGGCUUUUUUGGAGACUUUUAGGCUACCGGGCGAAGCUCCUACGAUCUCUCUAAUCUUGGAACAUUUUGCUGAAACAUGGCAUAAGAGUAACAAUGAACCAUUUGCCGACGUUGAUUCAGCUUUCACAUUGGCUUACGCCAUCAUCAUGUUAAAUGUGGAUCAACAUAAUGAGAACGCCAAGAAGCAAACCACCCCUAUGUCAGCUAGCGCGUUUAAAAAGAAUCUUAAAGGCGUUAACGGUGGCAACGAUUUCGACGAAGAAAUGCUUGACGAUAUUUAUACUACAAUAAAAAAUGAAGAAAUAAUUAUGCCAGCAGAACAAACGGGUUUAGUUAGAGAGAACUAUUUUUGGAAGUUGUUGUUAAGAAAGGGUCAGACAAAAGAUGGGAUUUAUAUUCAUGAUAAUAGUGGAACUUACGAUUCAGAGCUAUUUCAUAUUGUGUAUGGACCUAUUGUAGCUGCGUUAUCAUCUAUUUAUGAGAAAACUGAAAGUGAGAGUGUUCAUAAAAAAGUCAUGCAAGGUUUUGAAAAAUGUGCUUCUAUAGCAGCUAACCUCAAUAUGUCUAUAAAUUUAGAUAUGCUCAUUCUGAGUAUUAGUAAGUUCACAAUAUUUUACAACCAACAGAAGCAAAAUAAUAUUGUAGUUCAAUUUGGAAUGAAUUUCAAAGCUCAGUUAGCUCUGAGGACAGUCUUUUCUCUAAUACAUCAGCAUGGAAAUACAAUGAGGGAAGGAUGGAAGCAUUUAUUUGAUCUCUUAUUAGCUUUGUACAGCAAUGGGUUGCUAUCAAAAACAUUUAUAGAAGUUGAAGACUUUAUAGAACCUACUGGGAAACUGUUACUAGUCUACAAAGAAGCUCCAUCUGCUACCAAACAAGACACCGGUCUUUUAAGUUCAAUCUAUUCUUACAUGGUAUCCGCGGAGAACUUAUCGAAAAUACCAACUCCAGAAGAACAGAAUUAUAUCGACGCUGCUAAAGAAUGUAUAAAAGAUUGCAAUUUGGAACAAAUGAUAACUGAUUCUAAAUUCCUUCAUGAGGAAGCUUUAUUUGAACUUGUGCAAACAUUGAUUGACUUAUCUCGAGGUCCGGACGUUCAUGAAAGCGUUGCAUACGAUUACAAUGAUAAUGUAACUGUAUUUUUUCUGGAGCUGCUAAUAAAGGUUGUUAUACAGAAUAGAGAUAGAGUGAUGACUGUUUGGCAGAAGGUUCGAGAUCACAUUUACACUUUGGUCAUGAAUGCGUCAGUAUUUGAUUUUCAGUUUCUCUUGGAACGGUCAGUAAUUGGACUAUUACGGAUAGCGAUUCGUCUAAUGAGGAAUGAAGAAAUGAGUCACAUAGUACUACAAUCGUUAAGGAUGCUUCUUCUAUUAAAAAGUAGUACUUUAUCAAGAAUAUCCAGGCAAAUAUCAUUCGGUUUAUAUGAACUUUUGAAAACGUCUGCCCAAAAUAUCCACACAAAUACAGAUUGGACGAUAAUUUUCACAUUAUUGGAAUGCGUUGGAGCCGGAGCUCAACUACCUAAACCAAUUACCUCCGCUGAAGAAUCUGAGUUGAAAACUAAAUCCGAUGGAGAAACGUUCGAUUCCCAUGAAGAGGAAGGUGCCCAAUCUGAUUCAGAUGGAACUAAAAGUCCUAAAAGUGGUGUUCAUAGAUCUCAGAGUCCUGUUAGUGUGGUCACCUCGCCAAUAGGAACUCCUAACACGGGUGGAUGGAUUUUGGUAGGCAAUGAAGGUGAAAUCCAACCAGUCCUCGGUCGUACCGUUCCCCCCACUCAAUACGGACUCGCUUUAGAAAAGAACCUCGGCAACCACGACCCUCGAAGCAUGAUGAAAUGCUGCGAAAGUCUCGCUUUUUUGGUGCGAGAUGUUGCCCACAUAACACCUUAUAAUUUCGACGUAUGUGUGCAUUGCAUAAGAACAUUUGUUGAAGCUAGUUUGCACGGUGUUAAUUGUAGAAGAACCAGAGACUCUAGAUCGAGAAAAAAAACUUAUGAAAGAAACAGAAGUAGAAAAAGUCCAACGAGUAGUCAGGAAGAAGAAGAAAGUGAUGAUGAAAACAUUCCAAGUGGUUACCACCAAAUAUCGAUACAAUUAUUAGAUUUAAUGCAUACAUUACAUACUAGAACAGCCCAGAUAUUUAAAUGGUGGGCUGAAGAAGGAGGAGAAAUAUCCCAGGAUACAUCUCUGUGGACACAAGGAUGGUGUCCCCUUUUACAGGGUAUAGCCAGAUUGUGCUGUGAUACAAGAAGGCCUGUUAGAAUGAGUGCAAUAACUUAUCUACAGAGAGCACUGCUAGUACAUGAUUUGCAAACUCUAAGCGGUUCCGAAUGGGAGCAGUGCUUCCAAAGAGUAUUAUUCCCCUUAUUAAGUUACCUUUUACAACCUGUAAAUCCUAAGGACGCUAUAGCUAUGGAGGAAACUCGGAUACGAGCUGCCACAGUAUUAUCUAAAGUGUUUUUACAUCAUUUGAAUCCUCUACUUUCCCUGCCUAGUUUUUUCAACCUUUGGUUAAUUGUUUUGGAUUUCAUGGACAAAUACAUGCACGCUGACAAAAGUGAAUUAUUGUAUGAAGCCAUUCCGGAAAGUUUGAAAAAUAUGCUACUGGUGAUGGACUCCGCAAAAGUAUUCGACGGACCUGAUGGAAAAAAUAUACUGUGGAACGCAACUUGGGAUAGGAUCAGCAAGUUUCUUCCAAAUAUGAAAGACGAUUUGUUCAAAGAAAUCGAAGAUCAAUUGAAGAAGAACGAGGGAGUGGCAAAUGAUAAAAUAGUAAAUAACGAGGAAAAUAAUGCGAUAAGUAAUGAGAAAUUAAUAAAGUGUUAGGGUUAUAUUUGUGAGAUAUAUACUAGGUGUAAAUCUUUAGUUGUAAUAUAUUAAGAAUAUAUUUAUGGACAAAAAAAUCAAUGAGAGUAAAUUUGUAUCAAUAAAAUUGAGAGAAUGUUGUAUUUUGAAAUCUUUAUUUCGAUGUAUAUGUUGUAUUUAUUAAAUUAUCAUUUUAACAAA